Vicugna pacos (alpaca) is the source of this 4390-nucleotide messenger RNA. NCBI's taxonomy places the organism in Eukaryota, Metazoa, Chordata, Mammalia, Artiodactyla, Camelidae. The record is from RefSeq and is a predicted model, not a curated record.
CCCAGAGUAAUCUGUCAUGAUUUAUGCCUUCUAGAAGAGAUACUGUCUUAUCAUCAAAGAUACAGUUGGCUGUGCUUUGCCACCCCGGAUUGGCUGUUUGUAUGCUUAAUAUCUAAUCCUUUUCCUUUAUCUCCCUGCAUUUUAGUCGCUGCUGCUAACGCAAUUGCUGAAGAAAGACGAAACCAGAGUGGCUUUAGCACUCUUGCACCUCAGUCUUCAAAGGCAAAGUCAGCAUUUAAACCAGUAAUAGAUGGAUCUGUGCUUAAAAAUGAUAUAAAACAAAGAUUAGCGAAGGAGCGAAGAGAGGAGAAAAAGAGACAGGAAGAUGCUAAUAAAGAAAUACAACUGCUUGAGAAAGAAAGAAAGUCUAAGAUCCUAUAUGAAAAACAGAUGGAGGAAAAGCAACGAAGACUGAGAGAGCAGAAGGAAAAGGAUGAGCAGCGGAGAAUAUCUGCAGAAAGAAAAAGAAAAGAAAAAUUUCAGGAGGAAAGGGAGAGACUCAAGGCCAUCCUUUAUCGUACAUUGGAACGGAGCAGCCACGUUGAUCGUCAAAAAAGAUGGUCGUGGGAGGGCUGUACGGGAAUAAACUCUGAGAAUAAAACUGCCAAUAAACAUUCUAUAUCUACUGAGAAACUUGAGCAGGGGACUUCUGGUUUACACAAACAAGUGUCUGUGUCAUCUACAGGUGUCCAGAAUUCAGUUGACAAGAAAACAACAGAAAAGAAGAGAAGCUCAUCUCUGAAUAGAAGAUGCAGCAAACUGCAUUCAUCUGCGGAACCUGAAGAAGUAGAAUCAAAAACAAGUGGCAUCCACAGUAUAAUCCAGCUUGUAAACAUGCCCUUGCGUAGCCAGAGCAGUGUGGAAUUGAAGAGUACCAUAGUGCCUUGCAAGUCAACAGUGGCAGUCCCUUCCCAGGAGAAAGCAGAAAUAUCUUCAAAGAUAUUUGAAGCAGUCCCCAAGGCGAGUGUGGAAGCACCCGCCGAAGCGAGCAUAGAAGCAUCCCCGGAGGCAAGUGUGGAAGCACCCCCGGAGGCAAGUGUGGAAGCACCCCCGGAGGCAAGUGUGGAAGCACCCCUGGAGGCAAGUGUGGAAGCACCCCUGGAGGCGAGCGUAGAAACACCCCUGGAGGCGAGUGUGGAAGCAUCCCUAGAGGCGAGUCUGGAAGGGUCCUCCAAGACCAGCAUGGAAGCACCCGUGGAGGCGAGCAUGAAAGUGCACCCCAAGAGUGUGGAAACAUCACCUGAGGCAAGCAUGGAUCCAUCUCCUGACAUGAGCAUGGACUCGUCUCCUGGGAUGAGUGUAGAUCCAUCCCCUGAGGUGAGCACGGACUCAUCCCCUGAGGUGAACGUGGACCCAUCCCUUGAAGUGAUCACGGACUCGUCUCCUGAGGUGAGCUUGGAAGUGCUCCCCGAGGAGAGCGAAGAGAGCCUGGAAGCAUACCCUGAGGACAGUCUAGAACUGCUCCCCGAAUUGACCCCCGAUGAGAGCCUGGACGUCCCUCCCAAGGAGCACCUGGAUGUCCUUCNGAAGGAGAGUGUGGAGGCGCCCCCUGAGGUGACAAUGGUGAAAGCAAAAGACUGUCCUCCGCAGAAAUCAGAAAUGGACAAACAGGCCUCAAACUCUAUUACCAAGAAGCGCCUACCACCGUCGCAGAUCCCAUGUUAUAAAUGGUCAUCUUCUCCGACAAGCAGGUGGCGUCCGCCAUCCCCCAUCAAUGCUAAGAGGCAAAUCCAAAAGAAUCGCCCCCCAUCACCUUCGCCCGUCACUUCAAAACCAUCAACACAGGCUCCUUUUUCUUAUAAAGUAAUUCCUGUUCCGCGUACCCUAUUUGCACAAAAUGCAUCAGGUACUAUUGGAAUGAAAAGUGAAGCCAUUUCUAACACCACUAACAACUCUGAGGCUGCGAGCCAAAAUGGUACGAUCUGUGAAGAGUCUGGUAAUAAAAGCACACCAGGGCCUAUGAGUGCCAAGGAGGCAACAAAAAUUUUGGCAGAAAAACGACGCCUUGCUCGCGAACAAAAAGAAAAAGAUGAAGAAAGACUACAAAAAGAGAUGGAACAAAGGAAAAUGAAAGGCAUAGCAAAGAGAGCAGAUGAAGGCCCAGAAGAAGAGUUCUCAAAUUUUGAAGAUGUGCAGCAACCAAAGGAGAUAAAAAAGAAGGAAGAAAGUCAGGAUCCAGAGGACCAGAAAGUACAACUCCAGAAAGGCGACGCCAAAAUAAAAGCUCAGGAGGAGGCUGACAAACGCAAGAAGGAGCACGAGAGAAUUAUGUUACAGAAUUUGCAGGAGAGAUUAGAAAGAAAAAAGAGAAUUGAGGAAAUUAUGAAGCGGACGAGAAAGCCAGAUUCGAACACCUCAAAGGCUGCAGAUACAGCCAGCAUCCAGCGUGAUGCAUAUGAGGAGGACGAGGCGGACGAUGAGGACGAGCCAGAAAGUGAUGACGAUUCCUUUGAUGACAUGCGUCCACCUGCUUUUAUAAAUGGCAUGGAUCCAUCCACAACACCGAAAGCACAUUUUAAAAAUGUGAAGAACACUCGCAAGCUGGAGUUUUUAGAUGCCACUUCUAGCCACAUCUGUAAAGAGACAAAAACAGUUUUUAAUUGUGACAUGAAAACCUUUAGACAUAAAAGUGUGAAAGAUCCUUUGAGUCAGAUAAAGAGUACAAGAUCCUCCACCAAAAGAACCACCAGCCGAGCAGCAAAAACUGGAAAGGCCAAAACCAGCAACACCAUGGGACCUUCCAAGAGUUCACGUUCAGAGGCACAGGAGUGGAUCUGUGACAAGGUUACUGACAUCACCAGCGAGACAGAACCACCUAUGUCAAGUAUCCCUCCUGACAGCCACAAACGCCACCUGAAAGGUUCUGUGACAUCCUGCCUAAGUGCUCAGCUGGCUGUGGACAACAAAAAAAGAAACAAAUCUGUUUCUACUGAGUCGGAUAUGUAAACCUUAUCCUGUCUGCAAGAGAAUCUAUCCUCCCCUCUGGAUUUUGACUUCCAGGCCCAUCUCUCAAAAUGUCUCCACCUCCUUCUUGAAACUGGCAAAGAAAAUGACCUUCAAAAACAAGUACAAAAGGAAAACAUCAAAAUGUCAUCUUAACGUAUCUGAGGAGAUGCUUAUGUCAUCUUGACUGUUGCCCACAAGCAAGGGUCCUGAGUGAAGAGUCGUUGUGUUUUCUUAUAAAAAUAUCCAUUGUCUCUCAUUCUUGUGUUUUGAGACUUGUCUCUGACAUGCUUGAGUGUAUAUUAAGGGUGUCUUUAUAAAAUGCUAACUCUUGAGUUUCUGAUGGAAUCUCUACCAAAGGAAUAAUUUUUAUAAGUACAUAUUUGAAAUUUCCAUAUAACAAUUACAUUAAUUUAGCAAUAAAAAGCUUGAUCUUGAGAACAUAGUGGGUUAUGCAAAGACUCAAGACUGCUCACAAGAGUUUUGUUGGAUUGUUUUUAAUAUACAAAUACAAGAAGGUUGCAAAAUAUAAAUGAGAUCGGGCGCGUUCAGGGUGGCAUGGCCGUAGACAAGGUUGCAAAAUAUAGUAAGUCACAUUUUACCAUUAUGUAUGUAUAUUUUUAACUUUGCCAUAGUCUGCCAGCCUAGUGCAUAGGCACUGAUACCCCGAAUGCUGGAAGUCCUAAAAGGGAUGAUCUUGGGACAGUUAGCAUUUCUCCUGCUCUUGUCAGUGUUUCCUUCGGAAGUACGUGUUGAGGUUUAUCUACAGAAACAGGAGUAGUUUUGUUGUGUACAUAAGGCAGUAUUUGACUGUUGUUGAUGGGGUCUGCCUAAUUCCUCUUAGGUGUUUACUGUGUAUAAUCUUUUUCUGCUUGUGCUCUCCAGGCCUGCCCUUCACUAUAAACUCAGGCUUGAGAUGUGGAACCAAAAUACGCUUGCCUUUCUCUAGGCGCUGGCUGCAAGCGAGUACAGGAGGAGGAGUAUUCUUCAGUCCUGGUGAUAGGUACACGGAUACACACAGCGUACGCGUGCACACGUACACGGACACACGUACUCACAGGAUGUACAUUCCUGGAAAUCCAUGGAAUCCUGCUUCAGCAAUUGACUAAAACUUGAAUGCAAAUUAGUUGUCCUAAUGCUAAUGAGUUUUCUGGUGCAUCACAAAAUUGUGUUCCUUUCUAGCCACCAGUCUUGAAUUAGUAAAAGGAAGUAAUUAUUCUUUUUGAUUCCCUAAUUCUUUGCAAUUCAGAGUGCUGUACCUUUGUUAGCGAUUAGAGCUUGGUACCUUAGAUUCAAAAACUUUUUAUAUAAUAGGUCUUCUACAUAAAAGGCAGAGACAAUCAUGCCGACAGAUGAAUUUCUGAUACCGUUCUGCACAAGCGUCACAUGCUGAAACACUGUUACACUUUCAUAUGUGUGCUCUACGAAAUAAACUUUGCAAAUGAAG